AUGUCAGCCCCAGAAACCAGAGAAUCGAUCCUCGCGCGACUGGUCGCCAAGGAAAAGGUCAUGUUGGCUAGCUUCACUGGCAUCCAACAGCCUAGUGCAAUCCUGCUCGAUAUCAUCAAUGACCCGCUCAAAGUCGCAGCCCUCAUUCAUGCCAUCGAACGCCAGGUCACGCACCUCCGCCAGCGCACUCUGCUCUUCGAUCGUGGAGAAGCCACCAUCUUUGACCGAACCCUGAUCACCCUGUUAAGCCAGGGCGCCUCGAGCCAGAACUUCGGUCUGAUGGAGUUCUACCUCAUCCACUACGUCCAUGUCAAGCCCCAUGGUCCGAAUGAGCACAACAAGGCUCUGAUCAAUGCGCACCUUGCAGGCCAGGGACUGAUGGAUUCCGGCUACGCCACCACGCGGACCAUCGACACGAUCCUGAACCUCGCCCCCGCAUCGACCGCGGGCGCCGACUCCGCGCCCCUACACAGCGCGGUCUCGGAGGAGACGGCCUCUGUCGUGGCGCCGCUGCCGCAGCAGCAGCAGGGGGAGGAAGAGAAGAAGGUGGCCGGGGUGAACAACCUCGUGGGAGUGUACCAGCGCGCAAAGGCUGAGUACUACAAGCACGACGCCGAGGGUCGCCACGACCGAAAGUCGAACGCUGUCCGGUUCCUCCGCGAUACUGCGGAAAACCUCCUCCGCCACCUGCGGAUCAGCGGGCUGAGUGGUCACCCGCUGAUCGCCGAGCUGGAAGAGCUGGCGCCGCUGAGCCGCUCUCAUUUCAUCCGGCUCACCGGUGGCCGUAAGCGCAGCUUCGACCCCCGUCCCCCGGAGAUGUGUCGGGUUCCGUGCCGCCCUCGGACCGCAAGAGACGGCGCCAUCCUCGGAAGCAGCGCAUGA
This is a messenger RNA of Penicillium alfredii, 882 nucleotides long. RefSeq lists its product as uncharacterized. The coding region runs from base 1 to 882 and encodes 293 amino acids. Lineage: Eukaryota; Fungi; Ascomycota; Eurotiomycetes; Eurotiales; Aspergillaceae. The transcript has 3 exons. The record is from RefSeq and is a predicted model, not a curated record.